This is a messenger RNA of Uloborus diversus, 1549 nucleotides long. It is a transcript of the gene Amacr, whose product is annotated as alpha-methylacyl-CoA racemase-like. Bases 326 to 1465 code for a protein of 379 amino acids. Gene Ontology annotation, molecular function: alpha-methylacyl-CoA racemase activity. Lineage: Eukaryota; Metazoa; Arthropoda; Arachnida; Araneae; Uloboridae. The record is from RefSeq and is a predicted model, not a curated record. The transcript is spliced from 6 exons. Gene Ontology annotation, cellular component: mitochondrion. Gene Ontology annotation, biological process: bile acid metabolic process.
UUUGGGUUUGGCUGUUCCUUCUUUUAGACGUUUUUUUCUUUAUAAAUAUCUAAAAAUUUAUUUAUGUGCAAACAUAAUGAAAAUGAUGGUACACAAAUUAAGAGGACAAAGUCUGACAAAAAACGAAAAACAAGUGAUAUAAAAAUUCUUCCAGAGUGCAGUCUUGAAUCUUGAGGGGAAAAUAAGAUGCUUUAUUUUUAGGUCGUCUGCUGAGAAAAAGAGCACGUGACCCGGAAAAUUUGACAGAUAAUGUGAAAAAUUUUAACAGUUGUUUGUUUUUCUAGCGAUUUAAUGUAGAAUUUACUGCAAGAAAUCUUUAAUUAUAAUGGCUUUAAGAGGCAUCAAAGUUAUUGAAUUUGCUGGUCUGGCCCCCGCACCUUUUUGUGGUAUGAUUUUAAAAGAUCAUGGUGCUAAUGUUAUUAAAUUAGAAAGACCCCAAAAUGGUAUAAACGAUGGACUGAGCCGAGGGAAAAAAUCUGUAUGCAUUGAUUUGAAGAAACCUAAUUCAAGAAAUGUAUUAACUAGGUUGUGCAUGAAUGCUGAUGUUCUUCUUGAACCUUUCCGUCCUGGUGUUAUGGAAAAAUUUGAAAUGGGGCCAACUGAGUUAUGUAAGAAGAAUCCUCGUUUAAUUUAUGCAAGAUUGACAGGAUUUGGCCAAAAUGGUCCCUUUUCUAAGAUGGCUGGACAUGAUAUCAAUUACAUUGCAAUAUCAGGGGUGCUUUCUACAUUAGGUAGAAGUAGUGAUACACCAUACCAUCCAAUAAAUUUACUGGGAGAUUUUGCUGGAGGUGGUCUAAUGUGUGCUUUAGGAAUUUGUUUAGCUCUUUUAGAGAGACAAAACUCUGGAAAAGGGCAAAUAAUUGAUGCUAACAUGGUUGAAGGAGCAGCCUAUGUUUCAAGCUGGUUAUGGACAACUCGUAAGCCAGACUUUCCAGUUCCUCUAUGGGUAAAUAGCAGGGGUAAAAAUAUUUUAGAUGGAGGUUAUCAUUUUUAUCGGACGUACAAAACAAAAGAUGAUAAAUACAUGGCUGUUGGAGCUCUUGAGCCCCAAUUUUACUCAGCAUUAAUAAAAGGGUUGAAAUUAGAUGAGGCAGAGUAUUCACAAUUUUCCGAUCCAGAAAUUUGUCAGAAAAAAUUUGCUGAAAUUUUUGCAUCAAAAACCCAAGCAGAAUGGUGUGAAAUAUUCAACUACACUGAUGCCUGCGUAACACCAGUUGUGCCUUUGGAAAAUGCUCAGGAUCAUGAACAUAAUUCUGCAAAUAAAUCAUUUGUAAAUGAUGGAAAUGCUCAUUUCCCUAUUAGUGCUCCGAGAUUGUCUAGAACACCUGGGCAAAUAGACUUAAAAGAACCUUUGGUUGGAGAACACACUAUAGAAAUCCUUCAAGAAGAAGGUUUUAAAGAAAGUGAAAUAGAAGCUUUACUUAAAGAAGAAGUCGUAUAUUCUACAAUAAAAUCAUCACUUUAAAUGCUAUCAUCAAACAAAAAUGCCUGGUGUCACACUAUUUAGAAAUUCGUUAUUUUUACUGCUGAAAAUUGCUACCUUAUUAUA